CUUGUUUGUUGAUAAAGAAAGCAGCUGAUUUGCAAAUAAAAACUCUAAAAUAUAAAAUACGCCUUUUUCUUUAAUAAAUUUUCAUUUAAUUGAACAAAAUAAUUUCAAAACAAAUACUUAAAGACAUUCUCUAGCCAUGGGUAAUCAAUUAGUUGGUAUAGCACCAUCACAAAUCUUCCCUGUUGAGCAUUACUUCUCAGGAACAUUUGGCACCGAGAUUGUUUUUGAUUCCAACAUGGGCAGUACACGAUUCUUCAAAGUAGCAAAAGCUAAAUCCGAAGAGGGCCUGAUUGUUGUGAAAGUUUUUGUAAAACAUGAUCUUACUUUGCCUCUGGAAGUGCACAAGGAAACAGUGGAGACCAUCAAAAAGACACUCGCCAAUUCUGUAAAUUGUCUACCAUUUCAAAGAGUUGAGAUAACCGAUAAAGCGGCCUACAUCAUGAGAGAGUUCGUAAAACACAGUCUAUACGAUCGAGUCUCCACACGACCAUUCCUUACAACUCUUGAAAAGAAAUGGAUAACUUUCCAGAUCUUAUGCGCUUUGAAUCAAUGUCAUAAGCAAAAGAUUUGCCAUGGCGAUAUUAAGUUAGAAAAUAUCCUCAUCACAUCUUGGAACUGGAUUCUACUAUCAGACUUCGCUUCAUUCAAGCCUACUUACCUGCCAGAGGACAAUCCCGCGGAUUAUACAUACUUUUUUGACACAAGUCGUCGUCGAACUUGCUACAUCGCUCCGGAAAGAUUCGUUAAGACGAUGACAUCCGACGACGCAGAGGGAAAUAUAGCCCAGUCUAUACUGCCCACCAAUUCCCUGGUGGCAAUAGGAUCUCAAUAUUCAAAAAACACACUACCAGCGAUGGAUAUCUUCUCGGCGGGCUGUGCCCUACUUGAACUGUGGAGUGAAGGAACGGCUCCGUUUGAAUUCUCUCAGCUUUUGGCGUACCGUCGAGGAGAGCGCGAGUUAGUUGAGAAGCAUUUAUCGGGAAUCGAGAAUGAAAAUCUUCGCAAUCUGCUCGCAUCAAUGAUCAAUUUGAAUUCGAUUAAUCGUCGCAGCGCCGAAGACUAUCUCGACCAAGAACGUGGACGUUUGUUUCCCGAAUACUUCUAUUCCUUCCUGCAGUCGUACUUGCAAAUGUUCUCAUCCGCUCCCAUCAUGUCUCCCGAUGACAAAAUAAUGCGUUUGCAUUCCGACAUAACCCACUGCAUCAAAGUCCUAACCAACCGUCCACUGAGCAAUGAUGAUGAUGAUGACGAUACCGAAGCAGACGAGAAUCGACCGGCAGAUACUGAUUCGGAAUCAACAAAAAGUCCAUCCCAAGAGCAAGAUGGACUGAUUUUGAUCAUAACUGUUGUGACAUCUUGUAUCAGAGGUUUGCAAUAUUCCAACAGUAAGAUCUGUUGUUUGGAAAUAUUGCAAAAGCUCUCACAAUAUACAACUUCGGAGACUAUUCUUGACAGGAUUCUACCUUAUAUCUUACACUUGGCUCAAUUCUCAUCUGCCAAAGUUCAAGUUCAAGCUGUGGAAACUCUUACCACGUGUCUAGGAUUGGUCAAGGAAAUACCACGUAACGAUGCGAAUGUCUUUCCCGAAUAUAUUUUACCGUCAAUUGCUAAACUUUCUAGCGAACCUGCAGCGGUUGUUGUGCGUGUGGCCUUUGCAAAGAAUAUUUCUAAACUUGCAAAAAUUGCGAUAUAUUUUUUGGAGGAAACCCAAAGAAACACACCAAGUGAAAUGCCCUUCAGACGUUAUCAAGCCGAAUUGAAUGCAUUGCACGAAAUUAUUCAACAAACGGUCUUAAGUCUGCUUACAGAUUCAAAACCAAUAGUUAAGCAAACAUUAAUGGAGUCUGGAAUUUGUGAUUUGUGCGCGUUCUUUGGCAAAGAGAAAGCCAACGAUGUUGUGCUCUCGCACAUCAUGACAUUCCUCAACGAUGAAGAUAAAAAUCUUAGAGGAGCGUUCUACGAUAACAUUUCUGGUGUUGCGGGUUAUGUUGGAUGGCAAGCUUCUGAUAUUUUAGUUCCACUUCUCCAACAAGGAUUUACUGAUCGUGAAGAAUUCGUUAUUGCCAAAGCCAUUCGAGCUGUGACAAUUCUCAUUGAAUUGGGUCACAUUCGUAAGCCUGCUGUUACGGAAAUAAUUGCCGAAUCAGCUUGUUAUCUCUGCCAUCCAAACCUUUGGAUACGUCAUGAAGUCGCAGGAAUGAUAUCGACAACAGCAAAAAUCUUGCACGACAUUGAUGUGCAAUGUAAAAUUAUGCCAGCCAUCGAGAAAUUCCUGCGAAUGCCUUUGAUACAAGUUGAAAUGCCUGAGCUACUCUUGGACAGUUUACUUCCACCGGUUCCAAGAAUUAUCUAUGACAGUGUUGUUAAAUAUUCAGAUAUUCAAAAAUUCGUUGCAACUUUAGAAGAUCGUAAAGUUGUUCGAGAAAAUACCCCUGAGGGUAUGCUGCCACAAUACGAUGAAGUAGGUCCAUCUCUUAAGAACCUCUUUCGUCGUUUGAUCUCAGAAGGACUUAACGAGCAAAUCGAAAUGCAACUCCUCGAAAUGAAAGCCUACAUCCUCAAAGUAAAGCAUAAGCACUCGGAGCUCAAAGAACAAUCUCAAAACGGACGAAUUCGUCUAGAUCGAGAGGAUAUACUUUGCCAUGAUUAUCCUCUGAUUGAUAAAUCCUCAAAACUAGAUCCCAGAAAGAAAGGUCGUCAAGAUGGUGAUCUCAAUUCGAACUUGGAAUGGCAGCAUAUUUUCAACGAUGGACAUUCCACUGCAGCAUCACCUUCCGGCGAUUUGAAUGUUUCACCAGUUCAAGCAGGAAGUCCUUCUUCGGUCGGGCAGAUUCCCCCGACUGCAGCAGCUUCUCUUGGCGAAUAUACCAUUCCGGAACGAAAUCUUUGGACUGAGCGUCCAUCAGAAUGCCGAUUCGACGUGGAUAAGUUGCGAAAUAAAAUCAAAGGUCGAUACAAUGCCACACAAAGUUAUCAUUAUGAACGUAGUCAUUCCCCCUACCCCUCGGGUUGGCGCAUGAAUGGAACGAUCAUAGCCCAUUUGUACGAGCACCGUGGUUCGGUAAUCAAGAUGACCUCGUUGAAGCCCCAUGGAGCUAUAUUUGCCAGUGGGAGUAUAGAUGGAACCGUUCGGCUGUGGGACUGUAACAAACUCUAUGGCCAUCAUGGCAUACAUAAAUCCCGGCAAGUCCAUGUUGCCAACACGCCGAUCUACUCGCUUGCCGCCUGCGAUGGUGGUCAAUCUUUGGCGGUAGGAGGAAAAGAUGGAAGCUUAUCGAUCAUGAGAAUCGAUAGGAAUUCAUCAAAGAUGGCGCUGCAACAUGCGAUCCACACAGAUGAAAACGAGCACAACGAUGGCCCAGUUGUUGAUAUGCAAACCUACGAACAGUCCUCGCCAAGUGUUAUCAUCUAUGCGACUCUGUAUGGAGCGAUUGUCGCCUGGGAUACUCGCAUGCAAAACAGUGCUUGGCGCUUGCAGAACGAGCUGCGUCAUGGGGUAAUUACAGCAAUAUGCGCUGAUCCCACUGGGUCAUGGUUAGCAGCUGGUACUUCUGGAGGUAAACACAUUUGCUGGGAUCUGAGAUUCCAGCUGCCAAUUGCAGAAAUAAAGCAUCCGUCUGACUCUUGGAUCAGAAAAGUUGCAUGCCAUCCAACGGAGCCUUCAUGUUUGAUAUCAGCCACACAGUCGAAUAAUGAAGUGUCGAUUUGGAACAUUGAAACUGGUCACCGACAGACGGUCCUUUGGGCAAGUAAUGCACCAGUUUUGUCCAAUACGAGUUUGAAUGAUCCUUCAACGAGUUGUGGGAUAUUGGCUGGAGUUGUGGACAAGUCACCGUUUGUUUUGACUGGAAGUUCUGAUCAAAGAAUUCGUUAUUGGGAUUUGAUGUCGCCGAAAAACUCAGCAUUAAUUGUUCCAUCGGCCAAGGAUAAUUUAGCUGAUGUUUCAUUUACCUAUAGUUCCCGCCUAACCGAUGGUAGUCAAGUUAUAGAGGAAAACAUUAUUUCUUUGGCGACGACUGACUUGGGAUCUCUGCGAGCUUCAACUGAAGAAACACCACGAUCUGGACCAGAAAUGCCUUCGCAUAGUCAUCAUGAUGCAAUAACAGAUUUAUUGAUGUGCAAAAAUGAUAAACAACAAAUAUUCAUUGUAUCAGCUGCACGAGAUGGCGUUAUUAAGUUGUGGAAGUAAUUGGAUUUUAGUUUUUGGAAAUGUUUGUUUUGCAAUGAGUUUACAUUAUUUUAUGUAUCGUAUUGCAUUAGAAUGAUAAGAAUUUUAUUUAUGUAAUAUAUCUGUGAUUAUAAGGAAA
Molecule: messenger RNA, 4307 nt
Organism: Eupeodes corollae
Lineage: Eukaryota; Metazoa; Arthropoda; Insecta; Diptera; Syrphidae
Gene: Vps15
Product: phosphoinositide 3-kinase regulatory subunit 4
Exons: 15
Coding region: 137-4189 (1350 amino acids)
Biological process (GO): protein phosphorylation; protein targeting to vacuole; macroautophagy
Cellular component (GO): nucleus-vacuole junction; phosphatidylinositol 3-kinase complex, class III, type II; phosphatidylinositol 3-kinase complex, class III, type I
Molecular function (GO): protein binding; protein serine/threonine kinase activity; ATP binding
Source: RefSeq, a predicted model, not a curated record